CUGGGGUUACUGUGUGGAUCUUGAAUUGUUCCGCCAACCAGCCAUUCAUCUUUCCUCGAGGAGUGUUUCAGAAGUUAGCGCUGCCGGUAGGCCGUGGUUUGCGAGAAUAAAGCGAUCAUGGCUGGGCAGGACUUACGACUAAACCACACCAUCUACAUCAACAAUCUCAAUGAGAAGAUCAAGAAAGACGAGCUCAAGAAGUCGCUGUAUGCCAUCUUCUCCCAGUUUGGGCAGAUCUUGGACAUUUUGGUGUCUCGCUCACUUAAAUUGAGGGGUCAGGCCUUUGUCAUCUUCAAGGAGGUCAACAGUGCUUCCAAUGCCCUCCGUUCCAUGCAGGGCUUUCCUUUCUAUGACAAACCAAUGAGGAUCCAGUAUGCAAAAACAGAUUCAGACAUCAUUGCUAAGAUGAAGGGCACCUAUGUGGAGCGUGACCGCAAGAAGGAGAAGAGAAAGGGCAAGGGUCCGGAUGCAGCUGGGGCCAAGAAGGGAGUGGCAGGAGCUGCUGCAGCCAUGCCAGGUGUCCCUGCUGCCAUGCCUGGAAUGCCUCCCAUGAGUCAGGCCCCCAGGAUGAUGCCCAUGCCUGGACAGCCCCCCUACAUGCCACCUCCAGGCAUGAUGCCACCUCCAGGCAUGGGUCCUGGGCAAAUGCCACCAGGAGCUAUGCCCCCUGGGCAAAUGAUGCCUGGACAGAUGCCAGGACAGAUGCCUCAUGCCCAGCAGGUGUCAGAGAAUCCACCCAAUCACAUCUUGUUCCUCACAAACCUGCCUGAGGAGACCAACGAGCUUAUGCUCUCUAUGCUGUUCAACCAGUUCCCUGGAUUCAAGGAGGUGCGUCUUGUUCCUGGGCGACACGACAUCGCUUUUGUGGAGUUUGACAAUGAGGUGCAGGCAGGUGCUGCCAGGGAGGCCCUACAGGGCUUCAAGAUCACUCAGAACAAUGCCAUGAAAAUCUCCUUUGCCAAGAAGUAAAACACAUGUGCUCAUCAUCACAGGCAAACUCACAUGGUAGAGGUCACACCAUUGCUAGCAAUUCAGAGCCUUGGACAAAAGUAAUAGGUAAAAUGUGGGUUUUCACAGUUUAACAGAUUAAACAAAAAUGUUUUCCCCAUUCCGUUAAAGGGCUGCAAAAUACUCUUGACAAAAAUGGUAUGCCCACAAGCAUUCUAUAUAUUUUGUUUGCAUUUGGCUAGUGUGAAUUACUCUCAUGGCAUUGUAGACAUCAGAUACACACUGUCCUGAAGAGCUGUGGUGCUGAAAGUAUGUCUCUGUAGCUGAGAGAGAAGGUAAGGCAGUUUCUGUAUGUAACAUUGCUAAGCUGGAGGGCAUCUUCAUUUGCCCUGCUGUCUUUUUUUCCAUGAUCAAGCCAUGAAGUAAAAUUUUAGUUUCACAUUUUUCAUUCUUUUUACUCCCCCUGGCAAAUGCCCAGGGUGUUUGGGCUCUUUGUGUUUAUAUAUAAGCAUUGCACCCAGGGUUUGGGUCACCAAACAUUGUACCUGGA
Scleropages formosus (Asian bonytongue) is the source of this 1498-nucleotide messenger RNA. RefSeq names its product small nuclear ribonucleoprotein polypeptide A (gene snrpa). The coding region runs from base 118 to 969 and encodes 283 amino acids. Gene Ontology annotation, molecular function: RNA binding. The transcript has 7 exons. The record is from RefSeq and is a predicted model, not a curated record. NCBI's taxonomy places the organism in Eukaryota, Metazoa, Chordata, Actinopteri, Osteoglossiformes, Osteoglossidae.